Adineta ricciae is the source of this 3144-nucleotide messenger RNA. Lineage: Eukaryota; Metazoa; Rotifera; Eurotatoria; Adinetida; Adinetidae. The record is from the annotation of a GenBank genome assembly.
AUGGCAAAUCAGAAACAAGGCAGUUUGGAUAUGUUCGAGCAGACACCAGCCACCUUUCAACAAGCAAAUGAAUUAAAUCGUAUAAAAAUUGAAGAGACGCAAGAUAUAUCUGUCAUUUGGCUUGACACUCACAUUCACAGCAGUAAUCCAGAUUAUCAAAAUGCAAUCAGACAUCUUCAAAACAUUGUCAAUGAUAUUUAUACAUUCACCGAUAAUGAUGAAUGUAUUGAUUUUAUUCUCACUCUCACCGACACAGAUGUUUGUUUGAUCACGUCAGGAUCAGUUGGACAACGUCUUUUACCUUGUGUACAUAAUAUUUCAAACAUCGAUUCGAUCUUCAUUUUUUGUGAUGACCAAAAUCGACACGAACAAUGGGCCAAAAACUGGUGCAAAGUGAAGAGUGUUUCCAUUGAUAUUAUACAUAUUUGUGAACAAUUAAAGAAAAUCAUUCGUCGAUAUGAACUCACUGCUAUUCCUAUGAGUUUUGUACAAUCUGGCAAACGAUUUGAUCGACUAGAGCCAUCAUUUAUGUACACAAAGAUCAUCAAAGAAAUACUUUUAACAAUUCAAUUUGAGGAUAAACACAUCAAACAGUUCGUGAAGUAUUGCUGUGAUAAUUUCGUUGAUACUGAAGUCGAGCGAAAGAAAGUGAAACAACUGGAAGACGAAUAUCAUCAGCACACAGCUAUUUGGUGGUAUACAACACAAAGAUUUUUAUACGGUAUGCUGAACCGUGCAUUACGAGUGAUGGAUGGUGAAGUGAUCACAUUGAUGGGCUUUUUCAUCAGUGACCUUCAUCGACAUAUUGAAGAAUUGCACAAGCAGCAGUUUGGCGAUGCAUCACCUACUGCUAAAUGCUGUACAGUUUACCGUGGUCAAGGUUUAACGAAGAAAGAUUUUGAUCAAUUGGUGGCAACGAAGGGUGGGCUGAUGUCAUUCAAUAAUUUCCUAUCUACCAGUGAGAAUCGCGACGUUUCUUUUAUGUUUACUCCAGAAAAUCGAAAGAACAGUGAUGUGAUCGGUGUUCUAUUUGUGAUCACAAUUGAUCCAAAGCAAUCAACAACGUCAUUUGCUUCGGUUCGCCACAUCAGUCAUUUUCCCGAAGAAGAAGAGGUACUGUUUUCGAUGCACAGUAUAUUUCGCAUUAGGGAUGUUAAGCCCAUCGAUGGGAAUGAGAAAAUGUAUGAAGUGGCGUUGUCAUUGACGAGUGACAAUGACGAAGAAUUGAUGGUACUUACUGAACAGAUUCGAAAAGAAAGCUUUCCAAAUGCCGAGGGCUGGUCGCGACUGAGCCAAGUACUCGCUGACAUAGCACAGUCAGACAUUGCUGAACGAAUCUGUCGAGUUCUAAUUGAUGAAACGCCUUCUGAAGACUCUGCAAGCCAUGUCUAUAAUCGCCUGGGUAAGAUUAAACGCCAGAGAGGGCAAUAUGAGGAGGCAAUAACACUUUUUCGAAAAUCUCUUGAACUUCGCUUGAUGUCAUCUUCUCCCAAUCAUCCAGAUGUGGCUUCAUCCUACAACAACAUCGGUAAUGCGUAUUCUGACAUGGGUGAUUAUCCCAAGGCACUUUCAUCAUACGAACAAGCUCUCAAAAUACGAGAACAAUCACUUCCUCCCAAUCAUCCAGAUGUGGGUUCAUCCUACAGCAACAUCGGUGCAGCGUAUUCUGACAUGGGUGAUUAUUCCAAGGCACUUUCAUCAUAUGAGCAAGCUCUCAAAAUUCAACUACAAUCACUUCCUCCCAAUCAUCCAGAUGUGGCUUCAUCCUACAACAACAUCGGUGCAGCGUAUCGCAACAUGGGUGAUUAUCCCAAGGCACUUUCAUCAUGUGAACAAGCUCUCAAAAUACGAGAACAAUCACUUCCUCCCAAUCAUCCUCAUGUGGCUUCAUCCUACAACAACAUCGGUGCAGCGUAUCGCAACAUGGGUGAUUAUCCCAAGGCACUUUCAUCAUAUGAACAAGCUCUCAAAAUUCAACUACAAUUACUUCCUCCCAAUCAUCCUCAUGUGGCUUCAUCCUACAACAACAUCGGUAAUGCGUAUUACAACAUGGGUGAUUAUCCCAAGGCACUUUCAUCAUAUGAACAAGCUCUCAAAAUUCAACUACAAUUACUUCCUCCCAAUCAUCCAGAUGUGGCUUCAUCCUACAACAACAUCGGUAAUGCGUAUUCUGACAUGGGUGAUUAUCCCAAGGCACUUUCAUCAUACGAACGCGCUCUCAAAAUACGAGAACAAUCACUUCCUCCCAAUCAUCCAGAUGUGGCUUCAUCCUACAACAACAUCGGUGCAGCGUAUUCUGGCAUGGGUGAUUAUUCCAAGGCACUUUCAUCACAUGAACACGCUCUCAAAAUACGAGAACAAUCACUUCCUCCCAAUCAUCCAGAUGUGGCUUCAUCCUACAACAACAUCGGUAAUGCGUAUCGCAACAUGGGUGAUUAUCCCAAGGCACUUUCAUCAUACGAACAAGCUCUCAAAAUACGAGAACAAUCACUUCCUCCCAAUCACCCAGAUGUGGCUUCAUCCUACAACAACAUCGGUGCAGCGUAUUCUGACAUGGGUGAUUAUCCCAAGGCACUUUCAUCAUAUGAACGCGCUCUCAAAAUACGAGAACAAUCACUUCCUCCCAAUCAUCCAGAUGUGGCUUCAUCCUACAACAACAUCGGUGCAGCGUAUCGCAACAUGGGUGAUUAUCCCAAUGCACUUUCAUCACAUGAACGCGCUCUCAAAAUACGAGAACAAUCACUUCCUCCCAAUCAUCCAGAUGUGGCUUCAUCCUACAACAACAUCGGUAAUGCGUAUCGCAACAUGGGUGAUUAUCCCAAGGCACUUUCAUCAUACGAACAAGCUCUCAAAAUACGAGAACAAUCACUUCCUCCCAAUCACCCAGAUGUGGCUUCAUCCUACAACAACAUCGGUAAUGCGUAUUCUGACAUUGGCAAUCAAAGGACUGCAGUAUUGUUUUACACAAAUGCGGUUCAAAUCGCUGAAAAAGUUUUACCAGCGACACAUCCUCAACUUCAAUUGAUUAAAAGUAACUUGGAAGGAGAAAGAGCGAAACGGAAACUAAGUUUUGCAUGUUGCUUUGGACGGAAGUCUGUUUCGAGACGUUUUGGAUUUGUGAAUGAGCUUCGCCCGCUGAAUUAG